Trichomonas vaginalis G3 is the source of this 417-nucleotide messenger RNA. RefSeq names its product FMN binding. The record is from RefSeq and is a predicted model, not a curated record. The coding region runs from base 1 to 417 and encodes 138 amino acids. The transcript has a single exon. Gene Ontology annotation, molecular function: FMN binding; oxidoreductase activity. Lineage: Eukaryota; Parabasalia; Trichomonadida; Trichomonadidae.
AUGAUACAAACUUAUAUCCAUGAGCUCAUCGAUGUAUAUAGAUAUAUUGCCCUUAAAGUGAAAAACAUUGGUGCAGAUGGUAUUCAAAUUCACAGCUGCCAUAUGCAUUAUCUCGCACAAUUCCUUUCUCCAGGUGAAAACAAAAUAACAGAUAAAUAUGGUGGUAAUCAUGAAAACAGAUGCAGAAUACACAAUGAGAAAAUCGAAGCAGUUCGUUCUGUUGUCGGAAAUGAUUAUCAUGUAUCUAUCAAGUUAAAUGAUGAUGAUUAUAAGAAAGAUAGAACAAUACCAGAAGAUGCUGCCAAUACAGUUUCACUUCUUAAAGGAAUUGAUACGGUUGAAGUAUCAUGCGGAAGAACACCUGAUGCAAUGUCAAGAUCUCAUUGUUGGAAGACAUUCAAAUGUAUACCAACCUAG